AUGGCCGCCAACAAAAAUCCGCAAGACUGGCUCCAUAAUGGCCUCUACAUCCAACUGGCCAGCGAGAGGGAGUUCUUCGAAAUGGCCAAACAUGCGCCCAAUAUUGUGCUGCUGUUCCAUCGUGCGGGCAAUCGACAUUGCCGCAUCAUGGACACACACCUGAAGAUCCUGGCCGCCAAGCAUCGGGAGGCCAAGUUCUGCAAACUGAACAUCGAGAAUGCUGAAUUUCUGCACAAACGUCUGCGCAUCGAUCAUGUACCCGAGACUAUGCUGGUAAAGGACGGAAUAGUGGUGGGCUUUAUUGUAGGCUUUCAGGAGUUGGGCAAUCGUGAGAAUUUCUCCACGGCGAUGCUCGAAUGCCGCAUCGCCAAAUCUGGCACUAUUUUCUAUAAACCAAACAAAAAGCAAAGGGACAGCUGCAAAGCGCGCAAAGGAGGGUAA
This is a messenger RNA of Drosophila guanche, 441 nucleotides long. Its product is annotated as thioredoxin domain-containing protein 9-like. Gene Ontology annotation, biological process: microtubule cytoskeleton organization. NCBI's taxonomy places the organism in Eukaryota, Metazoa, Arthropoda, Insecta, Diptera, Drosophilidae. Bases 1 to 441 code for a protein of 146 amino acids. Gene Ontology annotation, cellular component: cytoplasm. The record is from RefSeq and is a predicted model, not a curated record. The transcript has a single exon.